This is a messenger RNA of Cetraspora pellucida, 477 nucleotides long. The record is from the annotation of a GenBank genome assembly. NCBI's taxonomy places the organism in Eukaryota, Fungi, Glomeromycota, Glomeromycetes, Diversisporales, Gigasporaceae.
AUGAAUCUUGAGCGAUUGCUUUCUUUAAAUAAUACUGUUUUGAAUGUUGAUAUUAAAAAUAAUCAUGACACAACCUUUGAUUCUUUUAACAUUAACAAUAAUUUUAACAGUAAUGACAACAAAGCUCUUGACAGUGAUUUUAAUGAUAUUCUUGGUAGAAGUCUUAGUGAUAUUCUUGACAAAGACUUUAAUGACAACUAUAUAUUACAUGAAAUAACUUCAGUUAGUAAUAAUUCAGCCACAUUAACAGUUGGUCAAACUUUUGCUAAAUGGCAUGAUGUUGAGCAAUACGUUAAUGCCUAUGCAAUAAAGCAAGGCUUUGCAACAAGAUUAAAUUGCACAGAAAAAAAUCUAGGCUUUCUUACCAGAGCAAAAAUUGUCUGUCAUCAUGCAGGAACCCCAAGUGACAAAAGCACUAGAUUACAAACAACAAGAAGUAUUGCAAUUGGUUGUCCAUGGAAGAUAGUAGUUCGCUGA